UGAGCAUCCCCGCUGUGCUUGUGUCACCCUAUCGCGACUUGCCAUGUGCGUUACAUGCGAAGCUUGAACCACAGGCUGAGGACCUGGCUGGCCGGUGGCCUGGCCCUUUGCUUGCUGCGGCGAGGCAUCAGCUUUGCAGCCAAGGGCAUGGAUGUCGAGCGCUUGGUCCGCAGCUCAGUGCCCAACUGCAGGUCGAUCACCUUCCAAAAUGAGCAGCUCAUGGGCUUCAGUGGUGCCAAAGUGGCGGAUGUUCGAUGCGUUUGCGAUGACGCGGAAGAGCUGCUAUUGUUUCUGAAGGUGGUCGAGCCUACCCCGCUGCCAGCGACGGCCAGCGCAGUUGAAGCCUGCCAGCAGCUGGUGUGGGGCCAGGCAAGCAGGUUGGCUGAAAUGCUUUUCACCACCGAAGGGUUCAUACAGUGUUCGAGGAUUUUGGGUUGGGGGGAUGCUUUUGGAAGGGCUAUGGUUCACUCCCUUGUUCACUCACCGUGCUGAACGUUCCAGGAUGUGUGUCCAAUUCCCCUUGCACCAGUAACACCAAACAUGUGAGACACAUCCACAGGAUUUUGGCCUGACUGUCAUGGAGACAGAUUGAAAGAGCAUCUCAUAAUUGGGAUUUGAUUGAACAAUUGCACACUUCAGACGGUUGACUCUGCAAAAAGGAAAGCAAUCUGAACAUCAUAUGCGGGCCAGAGACUAGCCCUGGGGACUUAAACGAUGUUAUUUCAGCUAUAGGGUGGUAGUGGUUGGUUCGGCUUUCUCCCAAAUUGAGGAUAUUACCCCGCCUUCGUGCCUGGUGGCGAGACUGUGCAUUGAUUUCAUUCCUGAGAGAAUCUGAGUGGUGCUAGUUUCAAUGUGAAAUAAUGAGGGCUAAGACACAAGCAAGGCAUUUAUGUACACCAAUGUAACCACUAACCACAUUAGAGUGAUUGCUUAUCUCCUGGAUGAUCGUCUGAUCGUUCUUUUUAUGAACUCCAGAGACAGUGAAC
Durusdinium trenchii is the source of this 986-nucleotide messenger RNA. NCBI's taxonomy places the organism in Eukaryota, Dinophyceae, Suessiales, Symbiodiniaceae. The record is from the annotation of a GenBank genome assembly.